Molecule: messenger RNA, 1604 nt
Organism: Drosophila sechellia
Lineage: Eukaryota; Metazoa; Arthropoda; Insecta; Diptera; Drosophilidae
Product: glycosaminoglycan xylosylkinase homolog
Exons: 4
Coding region: 152-1417 (421 amino acids)
Biological process (GO): protein phosphorylation
Cellular component (GO): Golgi apparatus
Molecular function (GO): phosphotransferase activity, alcohol group as acceptor
Source: RefSeq, a predicted model, not a curated record
CAGCAGCGACAGCAGCAACAACAGCAGCAGCAUGCCGCUGUGCCAGCCCGGCCAUAUCAACAUUUCGGCUAGAAUUGAGCAAAUUGCCAGCGCGGCUAUCGCUGCGUAUACGUAAUAUUAAAAAUAGGCUAACGCCCGCCCAGGCUGCAGGAUGAACAAGCGCAGCGUCGUCAUCGCGGGAAUCGUGGCCAGCCUGUUGGGCUUGGCGCUCGGUGCCAACUUCUACUUUAUGUACUACCUCAGCGCCGAGGAGGGUCAUCUGGCCAGCGUCCGGGCGCUGGAGAACAUGAUACGGCACAAGAUGCGCCACCUGAAACCCAACUACCUCAAUCGCAAUCCUCGCUUCUUCAUGUUCCGCAACAAGCUGCUUAAGAACUACAAAGCGGCGCCGUACGAGAACGCCAGUGUCCUCUGGGACAUUGCGAACUGGUGGCCCCACGAAAACGAGGUCUAUCCCUUAUACGACUCAUCGAUGGGACAGCUUUUAGAAACACUGCGCCGCGAACCUAUCACCCGCGUGAGCAACCUGGGUCGGGGCACGCAAUUGAAGCUCCUGGUCCGCCUUUCCCAGCAGCAGAAGGUGAUCUUUAAGCCGCAAUGGUAUCCGCGGGACGAGGUUAUCGAUGGCAUGGUGUACAGUGGCAAGGAUCGCCACACGGCUGAAGUAUAUGCCUUCUAUCUGGGCGCCGUGCUCGACUUUCGAUGGACACCCAUCGUGGUGGGUCGAGUGGUGAACCUCAAGAAGGAAAUAUAUGCCAAAGGCGAUCCGGAGCUCCAGCAAACCAUAAACAUCGAAACGGACGAGGAUGGCAGGGAGAAGUACUGCCUGUUUGGGAAGUGUCACUACUGCAACGAGGAGGAGACCGUUUGUGGCGAUGAGCGGCACAACAUUGAAGGUGUGUUCAUCUAUAUUGUUCCGGGUACGUUGGCUAAGAGGCGAUCACCGUGGCAACGCACCUACAAGGAUGACAAGCGGGCGCCCUGGGAGGACGAUAUGACCUACUGCAAAUCGUUGAAAAAUAAAAUGGAGACCAUUCGCCUGCUGGACCUUAUAGAUGCGGCUAUUUUCGAUUACCUAAUCCAAAAUGGGGAUCGGCAUCACUACGAGACGCGGGAAGAGCGCGUGGUGCUUAUUGACAAUGGAAAAGCCUUCGGAAACCCGAACAAGGAUCACUUGGACAUCCUCGCGCCACUCUACCAAUGCUGCCUUCUGCGAAAAUCCACGUGGGAUCGGCUGCAAGUCUUUUCCGGUGGCGUACUCACGGAAAUCAUCGAUCGGCUUUCCAAGCAGGAUGCUCUCUAUCCCCUCAUUACGGAUAAGCACAAAAAAGGAGUGGAGCGACGACUUCUGGUGGUCUAUGCUGUUGUGGAGCACUGCAUGGACAUCGAGGGCGACAAAAUGUUCAAAACUCUGUAGUUCCAGGUCGAGAUUAGGGCUAAAAGCCAGCACAAGAGCUACCGGGACUCACUUUCCACAUCCUACUUAAGCUAAAGUUAGAUAGAGAAAUUAUCGUAUUAUUUUAGUCCAUGUUUCCCUUCUGUAUUUCUCCCAACGUUUUAAACUAUUUAAAUGCCCACAACAGGUUUAACCUGUUUAAAAUUAA